Messenger RNA from Parasteatoda tepidariorum (common house spider), 560 nucleotides. It is a transcript of the gene mbt, whose product is annotated as serine/threonine-protein kinase PAK mbt. Gene Ontology annotation, biological process: protein phosphorylation. Lineage: Eukaryota; Metazoa; Arthropoda; Arachnida; Araneae; Theridiidae. The record is from RefSeq and is a predicted model, not a curated record. Gene Ontology annotation, molecular function: ATP binding; protein serine/threonine kinase activity.
UUUUUCUUCUUUCGUUAUAGUUCAGAGCUGCAUUGCAAAUGGUUGUUAGUCCUGGAGAUCCUAGAGACAACUUGGAAAACUUCAUCAAAAUUGGUGAAGGCUCCACUGGCAUUGUAUGCAUUGCAUCUGAAAUAUCUACAGGGCGUCAGGUUGCCGUGAAAAAGAUGGACCUCCACAAGCAGCAAAGAAGAGAAUUACUAUUUAAUGAGGUUGUCAUCAUGCGUGAUUAUCACCAUCCAAAUAUUGUUGAAAUGUUUGACAGCUUCUUAGUGGGAGAUGAAUUAUGGGUAGUCAUGGAAUUUCUGGAGGGUGGAGCUCUGACCGACAUAGUGACCCACUCCAGAAUGGACGAGGAGCAGAUUGCAACUGUUUGCAAGCAGUGUCUCAAGGCUCUUGCUUUUCUUCAUUCUCAAGGUGUUAUUCACAGGGAUAUUAAGAGUGACUCCAUUUUACUGGCUAGUGAUGGACGGGUAAAUGAAUUUAUUGCACAAAUAUCAACAUUUUUCAAUUAUUCUUUUCAAUUUUAUAUUAUAUUACAAUAUUAAUAACUUUGAUGCAGA